AUGGAACAACCGUCUGCUGGCCUGGCCUUUGUCUCGUAUGAGCCUGGUGGAAGCAAAAGAGGGGGCCGAAGAGCAAGAGAGAUCCGGGUACAUGCGGGCAGAGUGGGCUGGGCCAAGUCGUCAAAGGCCGCUGAAGUCGAGGCGCGGAGGAAGAAGAAGUUAAACAACAGAGAUGAAGACCAAUGCGACGAGAGCAGAGAUGCAGCGCUACUGCUGCCACGCUCAGUCGCUCCAGUCUUCGGCGGCGUAUCUCUGAAAACGUUUGACGCUGCAGAAGACGGCAUCUCCAAACGCAUCAGCUACCUCAUGCUGUCUGCCGUUUGGCCGAAUGUGGCAGGCGAGUCCGUUGCUGCCCCAUGGUUUGUGGACUUCUGCAACGACUCGCUCAUGUUCCAUACGCACUGCACUGCAGGCGCUAUGUACCGUGACAUUAUUGCCCAGAAGUCCGAAUGGAGUCAUGGGAAAGCCGCUCUCACUCAUAAAGCGCAAACCCUCACACUGAUCAAGUCGAAAUUUGACAACUUGGAGAGGCUUUCUCAAGAGGACAUUGAACGCCUUCUCCUGGCAAUGGGCAUUCUGGGGGUGCACGAGUUCGACCCCAAACACAGCGAGCACAAGCCACUUCCAUUCGUGCCGUUCCAUCCUGCGGCUAACUGGAUAUCGAUCUGGGGACGAAGUGAUCCGGUCGAGGCUCAUGUACACGCCUCCCUUGCCCUCGCCUGUCGGUUAGGAGGUCCAAAGGCACUCAAACUGCCUGGACUGGGUUACAUGGCCGGCCUCACCGACAUCUUUUUCGCAAGCUGCCAUUUCCGCAAACCCAUCGUAUCGGAAUGCUACUGGGAUGACGUCCACAUAUUCGACGUCAUGCCAGACGAGCUACGUCGAGCGACACUCGACAUGACCGAUGACUUGCCUCCGGUGCCUGGUUCAGGCUUUGCUGAUCUACCAGGAGGACUUCCACCCACCGCUUUGUCCGUCUUCACAGAAGUCGCUUACAUAGACAGGAUCCUGGCGGGCCCGUCCGUGCGAGAUCAUCCCGCGUCUCCAGUCCAGAGAGCCAGGCUCGCUACUUGCCACAAACUUCUAUCAUUGUCGUCCUGGGAUGAGUUGGACGACAUAUACCACCAAGACAGUUACGAAGAUUCACUCCAGACAGGACACGCCGGCAAAUGCCACCGCGCCAUUUACGAAAUCUGCCGAAUUACAUGUGUGAUUUACUCGACUGCAUGCUUCUUCUCUCUACCACCACACAACGGCUGGAACAAACGCCUCACAAGCAUCGCUCUGGAUCUAUUGGAACUGGCGAACUUCGACAUGUGGAGUCUAGAUGUCCAGGGUCUUUACCUCUGGGUGCUCUUCAUCUGCGGCAUGGCCGCAUUCGACACCCCAAAUAGACUGUGGUUCGAGAACGCUUUAGCGAACUACGCGCGCAAAAGACAGGUUAGUGUCGAACAUGCUCUGGAACAUGCUCGACGGUUCGUUUGGUCUGAUUCGGUAUGUGAUAUUGGUGCCAGGGAGUUGUGGAACGACGCUAUGGUUGGAAAAAGGCCGACUGCGGUCUGCAGUGGGAUGAAAAUGAGCCAUAUCAGCGAUGGUCAUGUCAAAGUAGAAACCACACAGUUGUAA
Messenger RNA from Zasmidium cellare ATCC 36951, 1626 nucleotides. RefSeq lists its product as uncharacterized. The transcript has a single exon. The record is from RefSeq and is a predicted model, not a curated record. The coding region runs from base 1 to 1626 and encodes 541 amino acids. NCBI's taxonomy places the organism in Eukaryota, Fungi, Ascomycota, Dothideomycetes, Mycosphaerellales, Mycosphaerellaceae.